GACUCUGCACACACAGGACGGUGCAGGUGAAGCCUCACAGGAGACCAGUGAGACAGAGGAGACUAAUCAAGAUGGAGAUGAGGAUGAAGAUGAAGACGAUGAAGGUGUUGAAGAAAUGGAGGGUAGUGAGGAAGAGGAGGAGAAGGAUCAAGAGAAGGAAGAGGAGGAUCUACAGUUACAGGAGGCGGAGCCAGAGCCAGACAAAAGCCUCAACGCCUCAUCACCGCAGGAAGCAGAGGUAGAAAAAGAAAAAGAGGAGGCGGCCCCAGAUGGCGCAGUUAAAGAAAAAGAGGAGGCAGUCCCAGAUGGUGCAGUUAAAGAAAAAGAGGAGGAAGCCCCAGAUGGUGCGGUUAAAGAAACUGAAGAAAAGGUGGAGCAACAGCCUCAAACGGAAGAGGUGCUGGAGACCAGCACACAGCCACAGACUGAGAAGGAGGAGAAAUCAAGGAGCAUCUUUGGACCAAACAGAAGGAGUUCUCUGUUCCAGCGGCAGCCCUCCAACAGACGUCAGCAAUCAAAGGACAAGAUGGAGGGCUUAUCGGAGAGCACUUCAACAGGGAAGCCAGUCGUUGAGGGAUCCUCCAUGCCUGACCAGAGCGUUGGAGAUGCAGGACGCAGCAUCUGUAGCGAGACCCAGCAGGGUAAGAAGGGACCUGCUGGUGGACGCUCACGGUCAGCUACCUGCGUCCUCCUCUGAAUACCCUCAGGGGCAACUGCUGGGAUGGACACUGGGAGCCUGCGCAACCAAACAGAGUUCUGCAGAUCUAGAGGAAGACCACUAACUUUGUUUCUGAUUCUUUAUUAAAAAAGUCACUAAUUGUUUUUUGUCCAUAUUUCUGUCAAUGAGGGUCUUUAAUUACUGUCUAAUUUAACAGAACCUUCUCUCUUUUUUCGUAAGGAUUGCAGUGUGGAACUGGAACAUAUGAAAACAGAGCUUGUUGUGUACUUUAUUUUACAUAUGACUUUAUUGUCUUAUUUUGUUUGUUUGUGUGUGCAUGCAUUUUGAAGAGUGGUUUAUAUUCUUAUAACAAAUGUAUUUUCCUAUAAUGAUUUAUUUAUGUUGGGAUAAACUGCACACUUGCACUUUACAAAGUUUUUUUAUUCAAAAGAACACUUUGGCAAUUUCGAGAUGUGUAACUGAAUGUUUAACUGUUAACAGUUAACUGUUUUGUAUUUGAUGUGAUUUCAGUAAACAAAUGGGUAAAAUGUG
Alosa sapidissima (American shad) is the source of this 1210-nucleotide messenger RNA. RefSeq lists its product as uncharacterized. The record is from RefSeq and is a predicted model, not a curated record. Bases 116 to 697 code for a protein of 193 amino acids. Lineage: Eukaryota; Metazoa; Chordata; Actinopteri; Clupeiformes; Clupeidae. The transcript is spliced from 4 exons.